CUCCUCCUGCCGCCGCGGCCGCUGCCAGAACUCGCCAGUUCAGACCCACCGGGCUGCCCUCCCCUGCCGCUCUCCCCUUGCUGCCCAGGCUCGGAGAGCAGCGCGGCCGCGCAGUUCACAGGUAUUUCUGCUAAGCUGUGCAAGGAACUUCACUAGUUGGAGAUUCACGAUGUUGAAAGCCCUUUUCCUAACUAUGCUGACUCUGGCGCUGGUCAAGUCACAGGACACCGAAGAAACCAUCACGUACACGCAAUGCACAGAUGGAUAUGAGUGGGAUCCUGUAAGACAGCAGUGCAAAGAUAUUGAUGAAUGUGACAUUGUCCCAGACGCUUGCAAAGGUGGAAUGAAAUGUGUCAACCACUACGGAGGAUACCUCUGCCUUCCUAAAACAGCCCAGAUUAUUGUCAAUAAUGAGCAACCUCAGCAAGAAACACCCGCUGCGGAAGGCGUGGGUGCAGCGGCCAAUGCAGCCGCCUCGUCAGGGACGGGCGCUGGGGGCGUGGCAGCCACGGGCAUGGCAGCCAGUGGAGUGAUGCCCGGGGGCGGCUUCGUGGCCAGCGCUGCUGCAGUUGCAGGCCCCGAAGUGCAGACUGGCCGAAAUAACUUUGUCAUCCGGCGUAACCCAGCUGACCCUCAGCGCAUCCCCUCCAACCCUUCUCACCGGAUCCAGUGUGCAACAGGCUACGAGCAGAGUGAGCAUAACGUGUGCCAAGAUAUAGACGAGUGCACUGCAGGGACUCACAACUGCAGAACUGACCAAGUGUGCAUCAAUUUACGAGGCUCCUUCACCUGUCAGUGCCUCCCGGGGUACCAGAAGCGAGGAGAGCAGUGUGUAGACAUAGAUGAAUGCACCAUCCCUCCAUAUUGCCACCAAAGAUGUGUGAACACACCAGGAUCAUUUUAUUGCCAGUGCAGUCCUGGAUUUCAGUUGGCCGCAAACAACUAUACCUGCGUAGAUAUAAAUGAAUGUGAUGCUAGCAAUCAAUGUGCUCAGCAAUGCUACAACAUUCUCGGCUCAUUCAUCUGUCAGUGCAAUCAAGGAUAUGAGCUGAGCAGUGACAGGCUUAACUGUGAAGACAUUGAUGAAUGCAGAACCUCAAGCUACCUGUGUCAGUAUCAGUGUGUCAAUGAACCUGGGAAAUUCUCAUGUAUGUGCCCCCAGGGAUACCAAGUGGUGAGAAGUAGAACCUGUCAGGACAUAAAUGAGUGUGAGACCACAAAUGAAUGUCGGGAAGAUGAAAUGUGUUGGAAUUACCAUGGUGGCUUCCGUUGCUACCCGCGAAAUCCUUGUCAAGAUCCCUAUGUUCUAACAUCAGAGAACCGAUGUGUUUGCCCAGUCUCAAGUGCGCUGUGCCGAGAACUUCCCCAGUCUAUAGUCUACAAGUACAUGAGCAUCCGAUCGGAUAGGUCUGUGCCGUCAGACAUCUUCCAGAUACAGGCCACAACCAUUUAUGCCAACACCAUCAAUACUUUUCGGAUUAAAUCUGGAAAUGAAAAUGGAGAGUUCUACCUAAGACAAACAAGUCCUGUAAGUGCAAUGCUUGUGCUGGUGAAGUCGCUAUCAGGACCAAGAGAAUAUAUCGUGGACCUGGAGAUGCUAACCGUGAACAGUAUAGGAACCUUCCGCACAAGCUCAGUGUUAAGAUUGACAAUAAUAGUGGGGCCAUUUUCAUUUUAGUCUUUUCAAAGAGUCCACUAUAGGCAUUUAAAUCAGCCAAAGAAUAUUGUUACCAUAAAGCACUAUUUUAUUUAUAGACGUAUCUAGUACAUCUACAUCUAUAUGCCGUACACUCACCAGUGAUUCAAACAAUUACACCAUGGUAUAAAGUGGGCAUUUAAUCUGUAAAGAUUCAAAGUUUGUCUUUAUUACUGUAUAUAAAUUAGACAUUAAUCCACUAAACUGGUCUUCUUCAAGAGAGCUAAGCAUACCCUAGCCAAUGAAACUUGGAUUCUUUUCUGUCAAAGUGGAUCAAAGCAAUGAUUAUUUUCUGUGGUGCGUAAGGAAACUUAGCACAGCUCCACUGACAGUCUCAUAAGGAGGCAACCACCAUAACACUGAACAGCAUGCAAGUUCAAGAAUGAAUUUUUUAACUGCUUUUUAAGAAAAUGGAAAAAGUCAAUAAAGAUAUAUUUCUUUAGAAAAUGA
Messenger RNA from Neogale vison (American mink), 2146 nucleotides. It is a transcript of the gene EFEMP1, whose product is annotated as EGF containing fibulin extracellular matrix protein 1. The record is from RefSeq and is a predicted model, not a curated record. Gene Ontology annotation, molecular function: calcium ion binding. NCBI's taxonomy places the organism in Eukaryota, Metazoa, Chordata, Mammalia, Carnivora, Mustelidae. The coding region runs from base 170 to 1678 and encodes 502 amino acids. The transcript has 12 exons.